AUGGGGGAUGAUAAUCGGGAUAUAGGUGUAAUAGCAAGAAGUUGUAAUAUCAAUAAACCUAACAAUGUUGUAGGUCCUAAAUUAGGUUUGAAUAUGUCUCAUGUUUGGAAUUAUUUUGACAAACCUUUAUCUCCUUGCAUGAGUAGUUUUACUAGUUUAUCUGAAAUUGUUUCUUUAGAUUUUCCAAUCGCUCGUCAGGAAAGAUCAUAUGAUAAGUGCUUCAGAUUCAGGAAAACCCACUCCAUAAUGCUUACCUAUGAAUCGUCGCAAGAGGAACUGACAAAUGACAAAUGGGCAUGGCGCAAGUAUGGUCAAAAAUAUAUCAAAGGUUCCCCAUUUCCAAGGAAUUACUAUAAGUGUGACACAUCAAAACACUGUGAAGCAAAGAAACAAAUUGAGAAAAGCUCAAAGGAUGAGAACAUUUUCUUGGUAUCUUGUUUUGGUGAACACAAUCAUGAUCCACCCAUGAGCCGUAGAUAUCUUGCUAGCUGCAACAAUAAUUCAAAAUUCAAGCUUCUAAAAGGCAUAAAUAUUUCACCCAAAGAAUCAAUGUUUAAUGCAUCAUCAUCCUCAUCCAAGCGUGUUAAGCAUUCCACAGAUGUUGCUUCUCCAAUUAUCGGAACUAAGCCUCCACUUAAAAUCGGGAGCAAAAACAAAAUGGUUGUUGCGGUCGUGCAUAACAUACGUGAUGGUGAAGAAAAGGUAGACAUGAACGAAGAUAUUAUCAUGGGUAUUGAUCAACUCUAA
Solanum lycopersicum (tomato) is the source of this 747-nucleotide messenger RNA. The record is from RefSeq and is a predicted model, not a curated record. Lineage: Eukaryota; Viridiplantae; Streptophyta; Magnoliopsida; Solanales; Solanaceae.